AUGCGGCCCCCUCACGAAGUAUUUACGACUGUUAAACAAGACUCGAUCUUCAUUACUGGUCCGCGAAAAUUGGGCGCCGGCGCCGCUUUUACGAAACACUCGAGGCGCCCCGUCCCGCCCAACUUGGCCCAUGGUCUGUUCGGGAGGUCGUCCCUGAAGGGUUCCUCUUCCAACGGUUCUGGUGCCUCUGGUGUUCGCGAGGUGUUAUCUUGGGGGAUAAGUGAGGCUCGACUCCUGAUCGACUUCGUCACCAGAGCUGACACUGGCUUCUACAGGUGCCUGGCUACCAACGUCGUGGGGACUUCCAAACCAGUGAAAACAGCUGUCGUCGUCACUCAGGCACCAGAUCCGUUGGAAGAGGAACCCUUCAGGGACGACCUCCCGAACAGACCAUGGGCCAAGUUGGGCGGGACGGGGCGCCUCGAGUGUUUCGUAAAAGCGGCGCCGGCGCCCAAUUUUCGCUGGACCAUCAAUGAAGAUCGAGUCUUGUUUAAUAGUCGUAAAUACUUCGUGAGGGGGCCACAUAUGGACUACACGACGUAUACGUGUACUGCAUCGAAUUACAUGGGAACUUUGACCUCCAACCACACGCUCGGCCCUGCCAUUCCACCCCUCCAGGCAUAUAACCUCAGCGUCGUUAGCGUCAUGGGUACCACUGCUUUACUCACCUGGAUUCCACCGAGUCAAGGAACCACGCCCUCAGGAUAUACACUUAGAUAUCGGCCGCUACACGAUGAGGAAUAUCUACGUCAGAAUGUAGAAGGCCGCGGAACUACGACGGUGCAGAUCCAAGGACUGUCCCCCGGAGCCACGUACGAAUUUGCUAUCCGGACUUACAACAGCCAGGGUACUUCGGACUUCACGUCCCCUACGACAAAAGUCUCCAUACCGGGCGUGGUGGAAGAAGCAGCAAGUAGCAGCAGGCAACCUCGCAUGCCCCGUCUGACCCUUCUGCUAAUGUCCCUGACUGGGGCAGCCCUUUUGGUCCUAAACAUAUCCAUCAUUAUCUGCUUCAUCAGACGCUUCGCCACGAGCAGGAAUACUCCAGGUACUGUUUUGGGGACCUUCACUUUUCAUGAAAUGAAUACCCCAGGUACUGCUUUACCGUCAUUCACUUGGCAUGACAUGAAUACCCCUGCUUCUUCUAUAAAACUGCGAUGUUUCUGA
Molecule: messenger RNA, 1167 nt
Organism: Macrobrachium nipponense
Lineage: Eukaryota; Metazoa; Arthropoda; Malacostraca; Decapoda; Palaemonidae
Product: nephrin-like
Exons: 8
Coding region: 1-1167 (388 amino acids)
Biological process (GO): cell-cell adhesion
Molecular function (GO): protein binding
Source: RefSeq, a predicted model, not a curated record